Molecule: messenger RNA, 1666 nt
Organism: Bubalus bubalis (water buffalo)
Lineage: Eukaryota; Metazoa; Chordata; Mammalia; Artiodactyla; Bovidae
Gene: CCDC51
Product: coiled-coil domain containing 51
Exons: 4
Coding region: 230-1444 (404 amino acids)
Source: RefSeq, a predicted model, not a curated record
GGGGGCUGGGGUGAGGGGGGGGCUAGAUCACCGGUUCUAGAGCUUUGGAGGCUCCCGGAAGGAGUUUUGUAAUAUAGCUCGGAGGGCGACAUUUUGCAAAUUCUGUUUAUUCAUCCAGUAUUUUUUUUUGCUGGGCGUGUAGUACACGCAGGUAGUACUUUAGGCACUGAGGCUGAAGCAAUGAACAAAACAGUGCCUGCCCUGGCAGAGCGGCCAUUCUGAUCUCCGGAUGACAGGGCGCAGCCGUGUGUUGGCCAUGCGGCACGUCGGGGGUGUGUCUCCCGUACUGGUGCGGAGGGACCUCUUUCUGACCAGGACUCUCUGCAGCCACGGCCCCAGCCAGCCCAGAGAGAAGAGGCCCGAGGAGGUGGCCCUGGGGCUGUACCACCGCCUCACCGCACUGGGAGCAGCCCUGGGGCACAGCAUUCGGCAGCGGGCGUCCUCCACGGCCAAGACUUGGUGGGACAGAUAUGAAGAGUUUGUGGGACUCAAUGAAGUUCGAGAGGCCCAGGGAAACGUCACUGAGGCAGAGAAAGUGUUCAUGGUGGCUCGAGGGCUUGUCCGGGAGGCUCGUGAGGACUUGGAAGGUCAGCAGACCAAGCUGAAGGAGGUGAGGGACCGCCUGGACCGCAUCUCCAGAGACGAUAACCAGUACCUGGAGCUGGCCACUCUGGAGCACAGGAUGCUGCAGGAGGAGAAGCGGCUUCGUGUGACCUACCUGCGCGCAGAAGACUCUGAGCGAGAGAAAUUCUCCCUCUUCUCUGCAGCCGUGCGGGAAAGCCAUGAGAAGGAGCGCACCCGGGCGGAGAGGACCAAGAACUGGUCGCUCAUCGGGUCAGUCCUGGGGGCCUUGAUCGGUGUGGCUGGCUCCACAUACGUGAACCGCGUGCGGCUCCAGGAGCUGAAGGCUUUGCUCUUGGAGGCCCAGAAGGGGCCUUUGAGCCUCCAGGAAGCCAUCCGAGAACAGGCGUCCAGCUACUCGCUCCAGCAGAGGGACCUCCGUGACCUCGUCGCAGACCUGAAGGGCCUGGUGCAAGCUGGGACCGGGCAGGGCUCUUUGUCCCAGGCAGGUUCUUCCCCCACCCGAGACAGAGACACAGAUGUCCUUUCAGCUGCCUUGAGAGAGCAGCUUAGCCAUUCUAGACAGGUCCGUUCACGUCUAGAGGGUUUACGAGAGCAGCUUGAUGGCCUGGAAAAGACCGUGAGCCAAGUGGCUGGGGUGGUUCAGCUUGCAAAGGCUGCAGCACACCCGGGCCUGGAGUCUGCAGACGGAGCUCUGCCUGGUUCCCUGCUGGAACAGGGGAGUAUGAUCAUGGCACUGUCGGACACGGAGCAGAGGCUGGAAGCCCGGGUCAACAGGAACACCGUUUAUGGCACGCUGGUCACCUGUGCGACGUUUGUGGCCGUCCUACCUGUGCUUUAUAUGCUGUUCAGGGCCAGCUAGCCCACUGGACCCUCCUCCAGAGGGAGGGGGUAUGGAUGUGGAUUUAGUAAGAGAAUGAAGUAAUGAAGUGAACUUCCAGGGGUGUACUCAGCCUGAGUCUGCCCUCACCGGCAGAUAUCCUUUGCUUUUUAGGCAACACUAAUUGACGUUAACUAGCAAAUAUUUGUGCUCACGUCUUUCAAUUUUGUCUUAUUAAAACGUCUUUCAUUUUUCUUAUUUAAA